GUCACGCUGGUGCAGAUGCUCAAGGAGCUCAAGGACCAAGGCCGUCAAGGGGCGCAGCAGUGGGGAGUCGCUGCAGCCCGGUCGGCUGCCGCCCUGAACCAGCUCACGGAGAUCCUCAAGCACAUCAUGCAGGCGACCGUCCAAAUCCACCAACAUGGCUCCACCACCUUCCUCGAAAGCGGCGACGUUGCCAGGUACACCGAGAGGUCGUGGUCCCGUGCUGGCUCGAUGUUGGCGGUGUCACAACUGCCUGAUCAGAAGCGAGAAGCCAACAAGCAGACUGCCCUGCCUGGAGCCAUCAAAAAACGCCGUAGCAAA
This is a messenger RNA of Symbiodinium natans, 318 nucleotides long. NCBI's taxonomy places the organism in Eukaryota, Dinophyceae, Suessiales, Symbiodiniaceae. The record is from the annotation of a GenBank genome assembly.